AUGUCGUCCACUUCGGCAAGGAGACUCAACAUCGACAACAUCAACCCUCAUGUCAGGGAGGCCAAGUAUGCCGUGAGGGGUGAACUCGCCGUCAAGUCUGAGGAGUACCGUGCCAAGCUCGCAAAGGGCGAUACCGACCUCCCCUUCACCCAGGUCAUCUCCGCCAACAUCGGCAACCCACAGCAGCUCGACCAGAAGCCCAUCACCUUCUUCAGGCAGGUCCUGAGUCUGCUCGAGAACCCAUUGCUUCUGCAGCAUGAGGACGUUCUCCUGAACCAACUCGGCUACAAGACCGAUGUCAUCGAGAGGGCCAAGUGGCUGCUGAGCAAGGCUGGUUCAGUUGGAGCCUACAGCGCCAGCAAUGGCGUCCCCGCCAUCAGGCAGAGCAUUGCCGACUUCCUCGAGAGACGAGACGGCUUCCCCGCCAAUGAGGCUGACAUAUAUCUCUCGGGCGGUGCCUCGUCGGGCGUCAACACCCUGCUGCAUAUUAUCUGCGAGGGUCCCAAAACAGGUAUCCUGGUGCCAAUCCCUCAGUACCCCCUGUACACCGCUUCCCUCUCCGUCCUGAACGCCACAUGCGUCCCCUACUACCUUGAUGAGUCUCAGAACUGGGGCACCGACCUCGAGGCCAUCAAGAAGGGCUGCGCGGAUGCAAAGGCCCAGGGCGUCGACGUUCGCGCCAUCGUCAUAAUCAACCCUGGCAACCCCACGGGCGCCAGCUUGUCUGAGGCCGACAUACGCAGCGUCAUCGACUUUGCGCGUGAGGAGAAGCUGGUUGUGAUGGCGGACGAGGUGUACCAGACCAAUGUGUUCAUUGGCAAGUUCGUCUCCUUCAAGAAGGUCCUGCGGACACUGCAGAAGGAGAACCCCGGAAAGUACGACACCGUGGAGCUUGCCUCCCUGCAGUCUGUCUCGAAGGGCAUGGUGGGCGAGUGUGGCCACCGCGGUGGCUACUUCGAGCUGUGCGGCUUCGACCCCAAGGUGCAGGCCGAGAUCUACAAGUUCGUGUCCAUCACGCUGUGCGCGCCCGUCAUCGGGCAGUGCCUGGUGGAGCUCAUGGUCAACCCGCCCAAGCCUGGCGACCCAAGUUACGAGCUGUAUGACAAGGAGUACAACGGCAUCUUCAACGGCCUCAAGGAGCGCGCCUACGCCCUGUGGCGCGCUUUCGAGAAGAUGGAGGGCGUGGAGUGCGGCGAGCCUCAGGGUAGCAUGUACCUAUUCCCCACCGUCAAGAUCCCGGCCAAGGCGAUCGAGGCGGCGGCUGCCGAAGGCCGCUCGGCCGACGAGUUCUACUGCCUGAGGCUGCUAGAGGCCACGGGCGUCUGUCUCGUCCCCGGUAGUGGAUUCGGCCAGAAGGAGGGCACGCUGCACUUCCGGACGACAUUCCUCGCCCCCGGCACCGAGUGGGUCGGCUCGAUUGUCAAGUUCCACGAGGACUUCAUGAACAAGUACCGAUAG
Messenger RNA from Diaporthe amygdali, 1458 nucleotides. RefSeq lists its product as uncharacterized. Gene Ontology annotation, molecular function: L-alanine:2-oxoglutarate transaminase activity; pyridoxal phosphate binding. The transcript has 2 exons. Gene Ontology annotation, biological process: biosynthetic process. NCBI's taxonomy places the organism in Eukaryota, Fungi, Ascomycota, Sordariomycetes, Diaporthales, Diaporthaceae. Bases 1 to 1458 code for a protein of 485 amino acids. The record is from RefSeq and is a predicted model, not a curated record.